This is a messenger RNA of Geodia barretti, 1363 nucleotides long. The record is from the annotation of a GenBank genome assembly. NCBI's taxonomy places the organism in Eukaryota, Metazoa, Porifera, Demospongiae, Tetractinellida, Geodiidae.
CUACAUCCUCUCCUCUACGUUUUUCCUGACUCUAGCUCUCGAACAUUGCGGACUGGACCCUCAUUGCCCUGCAGACACCGCCGCUGUAACGAUGAUCAGCGUGCAGCACGAUCCUGCAGACGGCUCUCUCUCCCUGCUUUCAACCACUCCUCGCCCCGUGCUCCGGGAGGGAGAGCUGUUGGUCAAGGUAACAAUAAAAUGGCUCGUGCAAGUGGACAUUCACUUGUGCACGGAACCUUUGUACGAGAAGCUAGCUCUAGCUGUAGUCUGUUGCAGGUGAAGGCUGCGGGGGUGAAUAGACUGGACCUCCUCCAGGCAGCUGGCAGAUAUCCCCCUCCUCCUGGGGACUCCCAGAUACUUGGAGUAGAGGUGUCUGGUGUUGUGGAGGAGAUAAGUGAUGCAGUGGCUGGCCUGACAGGUUCAAAGAAAGGAGAUCCGGUCAUGGCUCUGGUGGGAGGAGGUGGAUAUGCAGAGUAUGCUGCAGUGCCAUACCAGACAGUGACCAAGAUCCCAAGUGGAGUCACCUUCCCCCAGGCUGCUGGGAUAAUGGAGGUAUUCCUGACUGCCUAUCAAGCCCUCACCUGGAAUGGCCAUCUGAAAGAUAACGAAACCAUCCUAAUCCACGCGGGAGCUAGUGGUGUUGGGCUUGGCAGCAGUGCAGCUGUGUAAGGCUCUUUUCAAGAACAUCACAAUCAUCACUACAUCAGGUACGGAUGAAAAGGUGAAGGUAUGUAGGGAGUAUGGUGCCCACCUAUCCAUCAACUACAAACAGAAAAACUUUGCAGAAGAAGUUCUUAACUUCACUGGGAAUAAGGGUGCUGACGUGAUAAUAGAUUUUGUUGGAGCCAGUUACUGGGAGAAUCACACUCGGUGUGUGGCAGUGGACGGUCGCAUCGUCCUCCUUGGACUGUUGGGAGGAGGUGUCACAGAGAACCCUCUGGAUAUGGGUGUUCUGCUGAGGAAGAGGGUCAGCCUUGUUUGCUCCACUCUCCGCUCAAGAUCAUUGCACUACAAGCACAGACUUGUCCAGGAGUUUGCAGGUUGCUGUCUCCCUCUGUUUGGAGACGGAGGGCCGCUGACAGUACCAAUCCACCACGUCUACCCACUGGACCAGGCCAGUCAGGCCCACUCCACCAUGAGGGAAAACAAGAACAUUGGAAAACUCAUUCUAGAGAUUUAGUUUGGUGCAUUUGCAGUUUAAUAUUGGUGUAGUCUGUUGCGGCAGCUUACACGUGCUGAUGUAUAGUGACUGGGGAGCUAGUCUAUUACACCAAUGACUGCUCUCUUUUUUUACCCUUGAACUGCACCACAUUCAUGUGCCAUCAAAUCUGAAUCAGAAUUAUGUAGUCUAACAUCUAAAGUC